Xenopus laevis (African clawed frog) is the source of this 4823-nucleotide messenger RNA. RefSeq names its product arf-GAP with SH3 domain, ANK repeat and PH domain-containing protein 2-like. NCBI's taxonomy places the organism in Eukaryota, Metazoa, Chordata, Amphibia, Anura, Pipidae. The record is from RefSeq and is a predicted model, not a curated record. The coding region runs from base 310 to 3255 and encodes 981 amino acids. The transcript has 29 exons.
CCCCCUCCUCUCUCCAGACCUGGUGCAACCCUCUCUCGUGCGCUCUGCGCCUGCGCCUUUCACUUCCCUUUUCAUUGAGCUGCGCAGGGAGAUGCACAGUUAGGCGCUUGCAGCUGGUUUCUCUAGUCACAGCCCGGGCUGCUGCUACAUUCAGUUUGGACUUGAUGCUUCUCUAGCUGCACGGACACUCAGACAUUUCCAUUACUAUUGUACUGCAUUCCCCUUCCCCACACUGCGCUACUGUCCAUUGUGAGCCUGCACCCCCCUGUACUAUCGCAUAAUAGCCCGUGCCACCCCGGCAGCUGCGACAUGCCCGACAUCAUCACAGUCAGCGAGUUCAUCUCAGAGACCCUGGAGGACCACAGCUCCCCCACCACUUCUUCUUUCAACAAGAGAAUGGGAAGCUGCAGGAACACAGUGGCGGGCGUAGAGGAGGAGCUGGAUGCUGACCGAAUUGUGCUCACCAAGAUGAAAAAAUCAUCAAAGUCCCAGCACAGCACAGGAGAAGAACACAUCACACAUCUGGAAGUUUACAUCACAACAUUGGAGAAGCUGUCGUCCAACUGUAGGGACAACGGCGAGGAAGCCCUGAGCAUGGCGUUUAGUGCAUUUGCUGAACUAUCUAAGGAGCUUUUGACGCCGAUAAAAAAUGUGUUACAGAGCUUUAAUCACAACAUUAAUUACUUUCUCAACUCUCUGGUGAAAGGAGACCUGAAGGAAGUCAAAGGGGAUUUGAAGAAACCUUUUGAGAAAGCCUGGAAGGAUUACGAGAACAAAUUCACUAAAAUCGAGAAAGAGAAGAGGGAGCUGGCCAAGCAGUACGGAAUGGUGCGUAAUGAGGUGGCUGGGGGUGAGAUUGCAGAAGAGAUGGAGAAGGAGAGAAGAAUGUUCCAGUUACAGAUGUGUGAAUAUCUGAUCAAAGUGAACGAGAUUAAAAGCAAGAAAGGCGUUGAUCUCCUACAGAAUCUAAUCAAGCACUAUAACUCCCAGUGCAACUUUCUACAGGAAUGUUUACAAGCCACUGAGAAGCUGAAAUCGUACAUUGACAAUCUGACUUCUGAGCUCCAGACUAUCAAGAGCCGGCAGGAGGAGGAGAAGAAGAAGUUAUGUUCUCUGCGUGACCUGCUCAAACCCACCCUAGGAGAAACCAAAGAGCUCAGAAGAGAUUCAAUCAGCAAACCACCCCUCUACCAUAUGCAUCAGUUGCAGGGAAACAUUCAGUACGGGACAGAGAAACAUGGCAGCCUGUACAAGAAGAGUGAUGGGCUGCGAAAGGUCUGGCAGAAAAGGAAGUGUUCUGUAAAGAAUUGUUACCUGACUAUCGCCCAUGGAACGGCAAACCGUCCACCAGCCAAACUAAACCUUCUCACAUGUCAAGUGAAGCCAAACUUGGAGGAUAAGAAAUGUUUUGACCUCAUCACACAUAACCGCACAUACCAUUUCUUGGCAGAUGAUGAACAAGAAUGUACAGCGUGGAUCUCUGUGCUGACAAACAGCAAGCAGGAAGCGCUCAACAUGGCUUUCCAUGAGAAACGUCCUAGUGAGGAGAACAGUAUAGAAGAUCUCACUAAGGCCAUCAUAGAAGAUAUUCGCCGCAUGCCUGGGAAUUCUGUGUGCUGUGACUGCGGAUCUCCAGAUCCCAUGUGGUUAUCCAUUAAUCUGGGAAUCCUGACCUGCAUUGAAUGUUCUGGGGUUCACAGAGAGCUGGGUGUGCACCACUCCCGUAUCCAGUCUCUUUCUCUGGACAAACUUGGAACCUCAGAGCUCUUACUAGCAAGAAAUGUUGGUAAUUCUGGAUUUAAUGACAUCAUAGAAGCCAGUCUGCCGUCUCCGUCCAUCAAGCCCACCAUGGAAAGUGCUAUGCCUGAGAGGAAAGACUUUAUUCUUGCUAAAUAUGUGCAGUGGGCUUACACCAAGAGGGGCUGCACUAGUGCUAUUACGCGCCUCUAUGAUCUGCAGGAGGCCGUAAGAUUUAAGGACAUCUAUACCUUAAUUCAGGCCUAUGCUGAGAAGGUGGAUCUGACUGAGCCACUGCCUCAUCCAGCACAGGAGCCGGGUGAGACGGUGCUGCACUUGGCGGUGCUGUUAUCUGACCGAACCUCGCUGCAUAUAGUGGACUUUCUGGUGCAUAACAGUGGAAAUCUGGUGAAACAGACUGUAAGAGGGAACACGGCCCUUCAUUACUGUUGUCUGUACAACAAGACGGAAAGCAUCAAACUCUUCCUGCGAGCCAAAGUCAACCUGAAAAUAAAUAAUGAAGCUGGUGAGACUGCACUGGAUAUUGCCAAAAAGCUCAAACACACUCUGUGCGAAGAACUGCUGGUCCAGGCUCAGAACAAUCAGUUUAACAUGCGUGUUCAUGUGGAAUACGAGUGGCUGCUGCGGGAGGAUGACAUGUAUGAAAGCGAUGAUGAUCUGGAUGAAAAGCUGGGCCCAGUCAAGAAGGAGAGGUCUCUGCGUCCCUACAGCUGCUUCCAGUCUCCCAAUGCUCUCUGUGUGGACAAGGUUGCCUCUAGCAGUAUGUUUUUAAGGCGAGCAUCUCAUGACCAGCGAUAUGAUUCAAGCCUCGGAGCAGAGAAUGCGGUUACUCCCACCUCCACUCCUCCCCUGCCACCAAGAAACCCAAUCAGAGUACCCAAUGUGCCGCCGCCUCCACCACCAGCCAGCCCCUCUGCUUCUGUCAAGAAAACUCCACCUCCUCCGACGACAAAGCACAAGAGAGCCCUGUCCGAUCCUGUACCCAUAAUUCCACACAGUCCUUCCAGUCAGGCCAAUCUACACUUCGAUUACAGUUCCUGCUGCACAUCACCAUCCAAGUUUCUCCAAUCGGAAGCUGUAUCUAGAAGACCAAGUAUUGGGUCCCCCAAGCUCAGCAGCCUCCAUGAAGUCCCAGAAGUCCCACCAAAAGAUCAAAGGACAGAAGGAUAUCCAAAGUCUGGGAACCAAAGGUCUCCGCGUGGGAACAGCACCUCUCCAGCGUUGUCCGUUCAAGAGCUUUACAAUGUCCCGCCAACCAACCAAGAGCCACCAAUGCCAAUGCCACGGAGAAUGAGUUUGAGUAAGCCCAAACUGCGGCGGGUGAAAGCUCUGUUUGAUUGCCACGCAGACCGCGUUGAUGAGCUGACAUUUAAUACAGGAGAGAUCAUUGUAGUUACUGAUGAAGAGGAUCAGAACUGGUGGAAUGGCUACAUUGAAGGGCAGCUACACAGAAGAGGAGUUUUCCCAGCGUCCUUUGUGCACAUGUUGACUGAUUAACAAGCAGGUAACACGGACUACAAAAAUGUAGGGGCACAAGGAUGGGCAGCCCACCCCCAGUCUGCGGUACAUUUGUAUAUAACAUGAAGAUAAGCAAUCAUCUCUAUGGAGAAUAUUCUCUGGCUCUAUAUCUUGCCACAGAGGAGAUAAUGGUGAUAUCCGCCUGCCUUUAUCUACCCAGUCGAUGCUCCCUUCCGCUAACAAACCGUUAGUCGUUUUUAUCAAUACGGCUUCAACUUGAGAAUUGCCAUUUGCAGCUGGUACAUUGGGGCAGAAGACAUGGAUUUUUCUUAUUUUCUCAGCUACAUCCAGAAACCAGUAACCAAAAAUGCCAAAAGACACCCGAAAAAAAAAAAUCUGGAGCAAUUAUUAUGCGCAAAAGGCUCUGGUGUCUUCAAAAGUCUGGUAGAGCACAUCUCUGGUUUUAUUGAAUAUAUAUAUUCAUUCUCUUUCCCUAAAUAGGUUUGUAACUAUAGUUGGAUCUCAUGGUUUAAUCAGGGGCUUAUCCUAAGCACAAUGAACUGUGAAUUAUACCCCAGACCAGGACCAAUAUCGAGCACUUAUUAGUAGGGAAAGAAGAAAAACACAAUUAUAUCUUUUUGUACUUGUUCUGCGAGACACGUAUGCUGUUAGAGAAGUAUCUUCAAACCACUGCAACAUCUGCAGAUUUUAGUGUUGAAAACACUAGUCGGGGGCUACAUUUACAACCCUUGAAUGCGCCUCCUGUUGAUUGGUUGGAGAGGCCGCCAGUUAAUGGGGUUGGCAGGCAGUAAGACCACUUUGUCAGGCAGCUGUUUACUCCGUGACCUGAAUCUGGUAUCUGCCAGGAACACUUCUGUCUCUUCAGCAGCUGUUUGGGUCACCGAGUGGGACUGCAAAUGUAGCCCCAUGCCAAUGUAUGCCUCUUCUUCCCACUGAAGUACAGCAACAUUGCCAGUUUCCCUUUAAAGCUUGUAAUAUCCUUCACACAGGGGACCUUCUAUAAGAGGGACCUUAAGAUGAAACACUGAAGCAGAGUCCCAUACAUAUCAGUGUUUCAGCUUCCAACUGCAAUUAAGCCAUGUCCCUGGGCCACCCUGGCCUUGUCCCUAGGUAAUGAGUCGACUUAGGGCACAUUAUGGAUCUUCUGUUGUCCUUAAAUUUAUAGCCCCUCCCCCACCCAGUGCAGCUCAUCAGGCACACACACUGUAUAUGUCGUAUGUGUUUGAUUGCCCGGUGUGUCCAAUGAGUGCAAAUCACAACAUUUUUAAAAAAUAUAUAUUUUAUUUCAAGAUUUUAUGAAAUUUUUAUUUCUGCUUUUUAUUGCCCACAGUCUUUUGCGAUUUUAGUGAUCUUAUACUUACUGAUCACGAUUGUGCUUUGGCGAUAUCAUAACAUUCACUUUAUUUCGUAUAAAUGUUCCAUUCAGCAAACAUUGCAUUAAUCAGAGACUCCCGCACAUGCAGCAGUUUCAGCUUUGAAGACCCGAAGCAGCCUGUUUUUGAAGAUAUUCGGAGGAGAUUUCUGCCCUCGCCUUCUGUAGCUCCUCCCAGAUGUAUGACCAGAUUUUAGGAUGUUUUUGUUAUAGG